ACUCUUAAUUCGUAUCUGUAUUAUUCUAUACUCAACUUGUACUUGCCUCCUUUUAGCUUUUAAUUCACUUCUAUACAUACAUAAACUACAUAUAUAUAUUUUUAUAUUUUUUAUUUUCCAAUUUUACUACUUCUACUGGAAGUUGAAGCAACAAAUAACAGAUAGGUCUGCUGAAGCAAUUGAUUAAUAAAUCUGUUUGUUAUUUAUAUAUUUAUUUAUCUAGUAAUGCAUAUAUAAUUGAAGUUGUUUUGAUUAGUGAGGCACACUUUGUUUGAUACGCACUUGAAGAAUUCAACUCAAAUCUCUACAGGUUCUGGAUCUAUCACUUUGUUUUUGGGAGUUCAAUUGGUGUGGACACUAAUGGUUUAUCUUGGAUAAAGAAACUUCAUAAGUUAGUGGAAGGAGAUGAAUAUAUCUGGGCUGCUGACUUCUGCUGGAAUUAAUAUAGGUGUGUGCACGGUCCUGACUUCGCUGUAUUCAGUAUUGAGAAAACAACCAAGCAAUUUGAAAGUGUACUUUGGGCAAAGGCUUGCUCAGGUACAAUCAAAAGGUCAUGGCCCUUCCUUCUUUGAAAGACUUGUUCCUUCACCUAGCUGGAUAAUUAAGGCUUGGCAGACAUCUGAAGAGGAUUUGUUUGCGGUUGGCGGCUUGGAUGCAGCUGUUUUUUCUCGGGUAGUCAUAUUCAGUAUGAGGAUCCUCUCCGUCGCUGCAGUUAUUUGCAUUUUUCUUGUACUUCCUGUAAACUACUUUGGACAAUCCAUGCAUCAUAAGAAAAUACAAUUGGAGUCCUUGGAAGUCUUCACCAUUGGGAAUGUCAUAGAGAGAUCAAGAUGGAUGUGGGUUCAUUGUCUCGCAUUAUAUGUCAUAACUUUCUGUGCCUGUGCUCUUCUCUACAUAGAAAAUAAAAGUAUUACGAAGAUGAGGCUUGCAUAUAUUACUGGAUCUCCACAAAAUUUAGGCCGAUUCACAGUUCUUGUGCGUGCAAUUCCUUGGUCAGGGAAAUCAUACAGUGAUUCUGUGACCCAAUUCUUUACAAAAUACUACCCAUCGAGUUAUUUAUCACACCAAAUUGUGUAUCUCCCUGGUACUGUCCGAAAGCUUGUGCAUGAUGCUGAGAAGAUGUACAAUAUACUGAAGGCUCCUCGCAUAAGUAAGCAUUGUGGACCGAGUAUUGCAAGGUGUGGUCUAUGUGGAGUAACUGGAAAAUCUUUCAGGUUCCUUCCUGAUAGAUCAGCAGCAUCUGAAGAGAAACAGGAUUUUGAUGAUUUCAGCAAAAUGGAAUGUCCCGCCGCUUUGGUUUUUUUUAGAACUCGUUAUGCUGCUCAUGUUGCUGCCCAGACACUACAAUCCACAAAUCCUAUGCUAUGGGUCACUGAGAUGGCUCCUGAACCCGCAGAUGUCUUUUGGGCAAAUCUUUGUGUACCAUACAGAUUGCUUUGGGUCCGUAGGCUAGGAUCUCUUAUUGCUUCAAUUGCAUUCUUGAUCUUCUUCCUCGUGCCUGUGUCGGUUGUACAAGGUCUCGUCCAUUUAGACAAACUCAAGCAUUUUUCCUUCGUUAGGAAGUUGAGUGAACAGAGGAACUGGAUCUUUGAUUUGGUUACGGGGUACCUACCAAGUGCAAUGCUGACGUUAUUUAUUUUCUGUGUUCCACCAAUAAUGAUGGUUUUCUCAGCAAUAGAGGGCCCUGUUGCACGUAGUUGUAGAAAAAAGAGUGCUUCCAUCAAAGUUCUGUACUUUCUAAUAUGGAAUGUCUUUUUUGCUAAUAUUCUAUCAGGUUCUGUUUUACAGAGGUUUGAUAGAAUUUCAAGUCUUAAAGAUAUUCCUCUGCAGCUUGCCAAGGGAAUACCAUCAAUGGCUGUAUUUUUUAUGACUUAUAUAUUAACAUCUGGUUGGACAAGUUUGGCACUCGAACUGAUGCAACCAAUUUCCCUUUUGUUGCACUGGUUGGAUAAAUGCUUGUUUAGAGGCAAGCACGUUUUAUCUUGCGAGUCACAGACUUUUCCAUACCAGACAGAACUUCCACGAGUUCUUCUAUUUGGACUGCUUGGCUUCACUUCUUCGAUAACAGCACCUCUAUUGUUACCCUUCUUGCUGGUCUACUUUUUUUUUGCUCAUCUUGUAUAUCGUAAUCAGUUUAUGAAUGUUUAUGUCACAAAAUAUGACACUGGAGGACUUUAUUGGCCUAUUGCGCAUACUGCAGUAAUCGUCUCACUAAUGCUGAUGCAAGUAAUACUUUUGGGAGUCUUUGGGCUUAAAAAAUCAGCUGUUGCUUCGAGUUUCACCAUCCCGCUGAUCAUUUGCACUUUCCUAUUCCACUUGUACUGUAGGCAAAGGUUUCUCCCAGUAUUUAAAAGAAAUGUUGCCCGGGUUAUUAUGGAUAUGGAUGAGCAAGACGAGCACUCUGAAAAAUUUGAAGAGUAUCAUGAACAGUUGCAGUCAGCUGCAUAUUGCCAGUUCAAAUCUGAUAACUGUGAGAAUGGAACCUUGGAAGUAAUUAAUGAGCGUUUACGUUCAUCCUAUUGCUCCUUUAAAUCCACUACCUUGGAAUCUCCUUUAGCUUUACAGCAGGAGCAGUCUUAUAAUAGUGGUCAUGACAGGCUACAAGACCCUGAAGAUACAAAACCAGUUGACCGAUGCAGCCCAUCACCAAAUAGAUUUGUGCCUCAUAGUCCAGUAUACCAAUACUGCCCAUCACCAUAUAGACACGUGCCUCAUAGUCCAGUAAACCAAUACAGCUCAUCACCACAUAGACAUGUGCCGCAUAGUCCAGUAAACCAAUACAGCCCAUCACCAAAUAGAUAUGAGCCGCGUAGUCCAGGUCCAGAAAUCAAAGAAUCAAAAGCUGAUAUGCAGUAAAGUGUAAAUACAAAGUGCUUAAUUCAUUUUUUUUGAAUAUACACAAGACUGGGAGAUUGUUAAAACCAGCUGAGGAAGAAUACGUGCAAGCACAAAUAUUAUAUGGUUUUGAGUGUAACGUAGAGCUCGACUAUGUAAAUAUCACAAUUGUUUUUUGCUGUCGAGUUAUUGUUCUUAAUAGAUACAUAGAUAUUUCUUUUGUC
This is a messenger RNA of Daucus carota subsp. sativus, 3059 nucleotides long. Its product is annotated as CSC1-like protein RXW8. The transcript is spliced from 15 exons. Gene Ontology annotation, molecular function: calcium-activated cation channel activity. Lineage: Eukaryota; Viridiplantae; Streptophyta; Magnoliopsida; Apiales; Apiaceae. Bases 406 to 2856 code for a protein of 816 amino acids. Gene Ontology annotation, cellular component: plasma membrane. The record is from RefSeq and is a predicted model, not a curated record.